Messenger RNA from Gadus macrocephalus (Pacific cod), 1386 nucleotides. RefSeq names its product histamine N-methyltransferase-like. Bases 292 to 1167 code for a protein of 291 amino acids. Gene Ontology annotation, molecular function: N-methyltransferase activity. Lineage: Eukaryota; Metazoa; Chordata; Actinopteri; Gadiformes; Gadidae. The record is from RefSeq and is a predicted model, not a curated record. The transcript is spliced from 6 exons.
ACUCUGAAACUGUCUGGUGCAGAAGGACAACCAAGCAACAGGUGUGCAUAUCUUUUAGCUUGGUCAGGCUCCAUACACAGACUUCUCUCUGCACACACAAGCUCUAACUUCAUUCCAAAUAACUCCAUCCGUCACAAAGGGUUGUCGCCUCCUUGCUGUUUCGGUUGUUUUGUGCCGUUUUGUUUGCUCGCUGACCGCUGGUUGAUUAUUGUAUCGGGUCCAUACGUGUUGGCUGUGGUUGUUCAACGUGUGUGUUGUGUGUUUUGACCAACUUGGCGGGCCGGCAUCAGGAUGAGCUCCACAGAAACCUCAGAGGCCGGCUAUGCAGGGAGCUACCUGCAGCGCUUCCAGAACUACCUGAAGGUCUCUGGAGAGCAGGUGGCCGUGUGCAGCUGUGUGACCAAAGUGCUGCCGGAGGAAUCCAAAAGAAUCGGCUCUGGUAAAAGUCAGCUGGAAGUCCUUGGGCUUGGCAGCGGGGGAGGGGAGAUCGAUGUCCACAUCCUGAAGACACUACAGUCGGUGCUCCCCUCUCUUCCCAUCAGCGCUGAGGUGGUUGAACCCAGUGCUGAUCUCACCAAGAACUUCCAAGAUCUAUUGGCGAAGACUCCAAGUCUCAAGGACGUCCCAUUUGAGUGGCAUACCACGACCACUGUAGAUUACGAGAAGAAAGUCACCGCGAAGAAGGACAUCAAGAAAUUUGACCUCAUACACAUGAUUCAGAUGCUAUAUUAUGUGGACGACUACGCCGCCACCCUGAAGUUCUUCCACAGCCUGCUGAAGACCAACGGCAGGAUUCUGAUUGUUCACGAAGCAGCCAACGGUGGGUGGGACAUCCUGUGGAAGACCUACCGGAAGACCCUCUGCACCAAUAGCAUCUCCGACUACCUCUCCGCCGGGGACGUCAAAGUGCACCUCAACAACUUGGGCCUCAAGUAUGAAGAGUUUGUCGUGCCCCACGCCUAUGACAUCACAGACUGUUUCGACCUGAAUAGUCAGCCGGGGGAACUCAUGCUAGACUUCAUGACGGAGCAAGAGCAUUUUCACCGGUCCCUCACCCCGGAGAUACGGAAAGGCAUUCUGGACCUGCUCAGGAGCAAGUGCAGCACUGAGAAGGAGGGCAAGGUGAUGUUUAACAGCAACUUGAGCUGCCUACUAGUGCACGCCUGAAGGCUGUUAGUUCAAACAAAUACGAAAUAUAACCUUUGCCAUGUUUGCUUGCAUGAAGUUACCUAAAUUGAUUAUCCCUGGAAAGUGGUUUCCGAGGUGGUUGGGAUAACUUGCAGAAUUUGCAGAGGCUAUUUUGAUGCACAUUGAAUUAGAGAUUUCACUCUGGUAUCUUACUUCCGUUUAUCUAAAAUAAACCUUUUUAUCUGACUGAUAAAUCAA